Molecule: messenger RNA, 2531 nt
Organism: Coccinella septempunctata (seven-spotted ladybird)
Lineage: Eukaryota; Metazoa; Arthropoda; Insecta; Coleoptera; Coccinellidae
Product: ceramide kinase
Exons: 6
Coding region: 468-1910 (480 amino acids)
Molecular function (GO): kinase activity
Source: RefSeq, a predicted model, not a curated record
AGUCAAAUCCAGUCAGCUGUUGGGAUAUAAUGUGUGGGGAAAAACGCUUCGCUUCCAUUCCCUCACAACAAAAGCGAAUAUAAUACAUUUUCAGAAUUAAAAGUUGAAUAUUACAGAUGUACCGAUGUUCGAAUGUUUCCUGGCUGUGAUUUUACUGUGAUGAAAAUCGCGGAGUUCAAUAUUCCGAGUGUUGUGGUCAACAGAAGUCCGGAAAUGCGGGUAGUUAGUAUCGAGAUGAAUUAUCCGAUAACAGAAAUCGCUACUAUAUAGGAUUCUUGACGAUAGAUAUCUAAUCUCCUGCCCUCAAAUCGAGAUUUGUCCAUUUCGUGAUGAGGUACAGAUGAAAAUACAUAUUGUCAUCGAUUUUUCCGGUAUUUGUUCGAAUUUCAGUGGGACAACAGUUAUGUAUUGUUGCUCCUUAGGGGCGUUUAUUAAUUCAGGUUCUUAAUGAGUUUCGCAUACGAUCAAUGAUGACCGAGGAUGUCGUAUUGUUAACUACAUUCACGAAUGCAUCGAAAAAAAUUCGCGUUAUAUUCCACAAGAGUGUGCUGAUCUGGGAUUACGAAAAACCACCCUUUGAACAGAAGAGCGUCAAAUUGGAGAAUAUAAUAUCCGUCAAACCAGACUAUCUGAAAUGCAGUCAUCCAUCGAAGGAUCCAGAGAUUGACCCCUUCUCAUUCACGAUACACUACGGUUCCAGAGAGUCCUGUGGUAAAUGGAAGCAUAAAAGUUUGAACUUGAAACAUACCGACCCCCUACAAGUUACAUCAUGGAUCAAAACUUUGGAGAAGCAGCUUGGCGACCUCGGUCAGCGUCCAAAGAAACUGCUCAUCUUCAUCAACCCAUUCGGUGGCAGGAAGAACUCGAUGCAAAUCUACACGAAGUACGGAAAGCCCCUCUUCGAAAUAGCAGGGAUGGACGUCACAGUCAACGUGUCGCAGAGGAAGGACCAAAUUCGGGAUUACCUGAUAAACGGCAGUUUGGAAAUGUUCGAUUCGGUCGCGUGCGUGGGCGGCGAUGGCACAGUUUCCGAGCUGUUCAACGGUCUCGUUCUGAGGGAAUGCAAGAUCAAAGGAAUCGAAGCCGAUAAUAUCAACACACCUCUGCCCAAUCCAAGGAUACCAGUCGGUAUCAUUCCAGGUGGCAGUACGGAUACUAUAGCUUAUUGCCUUCAUGGAACAACCGACCCAACUACCGCUGUUUUCCAUAUUAUUUACGGGGACUCCGUAGGACUGGAUUUAGUCUCUGUUUAUAAUGAGAACCAGCUACUUAAACUCUACGCAAGUGUACUUAGUUACGGAUAUCUGGGGGAUGUGGCAUAUAAUAGUGAUAGGCAUAGGUGGAUGGGACCUCAACGUUACAAUUAUUCAGGCUUCAAGAAACUCGUAGCGAACAAAGGUUAUCAAGGGGAGGUGGCAAUACUGACUGAUAAUGACGAUAUAAACACGCAGAAAUGCUACGAGAACUGCGACACUUGCAAAAAUGAAACUGGCGAUGAGAAAGUGAAGGCGCAGUGGAAAACGAUCAAGGGAAAAUUUUUCAUGAUAAGCGGUGCCAACAUUAGCUGCGCUUGCAGCAAAAGUCCGAAUGGAAUUGCACCCUACAGUCAUCUUGGUGAUGGGAAUAUGCAUUUGGUACUGGUUAGACACGGUUCUUUCAUCAACAAUCUGAGACUUCUCCUGAACUUAUCCAACAAGAAUAAACACAUCGAGGAAUUGCCAUUUGUCGAAACGUAUUCGGCCAAAGAGUUCUGUUUCAGAUCUUUGGGCAGUACCAGCAGAUGGAACUGCGAUGGAGAGAUACAGCAUCAAGCCAAUAUUCGCGCCAAGGUGAGCCGUCAACUUUUGACAAUUUUCAGCAGAGGAAGGCCCGUAGUUGCAGAACGUGAGACAAAAUGCUGUGGAAUAUGAGGCCUUUCUUUUUGGUAGUUCUCAAUUUAAAAUUUUAUCGUAUGUUAUGGAGUUGACGAUGAAAUUUCUCGCAGAGGAUACAAAAGAUAUAUCAAUAGCAGUCGCGUUCUGAAAUGCACACCAUGACGAAUUGGCAAUAUUUAUUUUGUAACAAGCUAAAUUGUUCGACCACAUUGGACGUUACAGUAUUUGCUCAGUAUUGAGAAAAGAACUUAUGUGAUAGUAGAGUAUUUAUUGUGAGAUUGAGAUAAUUGAGGAAAUCCCUUCAAUCUAUAUGUAUAUAUUUUUUAAGAAUUUGCCUCCCAAUUUGAGUUUGCAUAAUGUUUAUAACUGUAAUUUUCGCAAGGCUCUCCACUCAACCGCUCUUGUGAUUAACAUGAUACCAAUACGUAUAUUGAAUGUUUUUAAUGCUAUAUAUUCUUGCCUCAAUCCAAGCUCAAUGUUCCAUUUUACUAAUUUUUAUAUAGAUGAACUCUAACUUUUGUAUUUUAUCCAUUGUUGGGGACGAGAAACGUUCUUCAAUUAAAUGUGGAAAUUUUAAAGAUUGAUUCUGCAUUUAUUUAGGUUCGAAUUUUUGAUGUUUUUGAUGCCUAUUUAAUAAAGAGAUUUUCCUUAUACCUA